Choloepus didactylus (southern two-toed sloth) is the source of this 165-nucleotide messenger RNA. RefSeq names its product transition protein 1 (gene TNP1). The transcript is spliced from 2 exons. Gene Ontology annotation, biological process: chromatin remodeling; spermatid nucleus elongation; spermatogenesis. Gene Ontology annotation, cellular component: male germ cell nucleus; nucleosome. The record is from RefSeq and is a predicted model, not a curated record. Gene Ontology annotation, molecular function: DNA binding. Bases 1 to 165 code for a protein of 54 amino acids. Lineage: Eukaryota; Metazoa; Chordata; Mammalia; Pilosa; Megalonychidae.
AUGUCGACCAGCUGCAAAUUAAGGAGUCAUGGCAUGAGGAGGGGCAAGAACCGAGCUCCUCACAAGGGAAUCAAGAGAGGAAGCAGCAAAAGAAAAUACCGGAAGGGCAACCUGAAGAGAAAACGGGGAGAGGAUGCCAGUCGCAGUUACCGCUCCCACUUGUGA